Pseudomassariella vexata is the source of this 954-nucleotide messenger RNA. Its product is annotated as ubiquitin-conjugating enzyme/RWD-like protein. Lineage: Eukaryota; Fungi; Ascomycota; Sordariomycetes; Amphisphaeriales; Pseudomassariaceae. Bases 1 to 954 code for a protein of 317 amino acids. The transcript has 2 exons. The record is from RefSeq and is a predicted model, not a curated record.
AUGAUGGCGGCCACAAAGUUCAACUCGAAAUCGCCCACGAUGCGGCGCAUUAUGAAAGAAGCCGCCGAAUUCUCCCAAUCCCCCUCACCAGACUACACCGCAGCCCCCUUGGAAUCAGACCUCUUCGAAUGGCACUUCACGCUGCGCGGGCCGCCCAACUCCGCCUUUGCCGAGGGCAUCUACCACGGACGCAUCGUGCUGCCUCCCACGUACCCGUUACGUCCUCCCUCCUUCCGCUUCACGACGCCCAGCGGCCGGUUCGAAGCGAACCGCGAAAUCUGCCUCAGUAUCUCGGGUCAUCACGAGGAGACGUGGCAGCCGGCGUGGGGGGUGCGGACGGCGCUUGUCGCGCUGAGAAGUUUCAUGGAGACGGAUGCGGGCGGGCAGAUUGGCGGUUUGACUACCGGGGAGGAGGUUAGGAGGAGACUGGCCAGGGAGAGUAGGGGUUGGAAGUGCAAUGGGUGUGGGGGGAGGAGUAAUGAGGAGAUUUUGAGGGAGAGUGAGGAGUUGUGGAGGGAGAGGGAGAAGCAAGAAGGGGUGGGGAAGAAGAGGGAGGAGGUCGAGGUCCCUGCUGAGUUGAAGAUGGGGUUUAGGGAUGAGAUGGAAAAGGAGAAGGCAAAGGCUGAGAGAACUGAGGCGGAGGGUGCGGGGGAGGAUGCGGAGAUUGCGCAGUUGGCCGAGGGUUUUGUGCCGACUGCGCCCGAGAAACAGGUUCAACAUCAACCUCCGGCCGUGCCGAACGUGGCUACAUCCGCUCUGCCGGCCAGACCAGCACAAGGUGUACCCGCGCCGACGAGGACAGCCCCGUUGCCGGAUCCGGUGGGGCAGGCCGUGGCGCAGAGGGCGAGACAGCUGGAUCCCAAUGCUGGCGUACCGGUGUGGGUUGACUAUGCCAUCAUCACGCUCGGUGGACUGCUGGUGGCGAUGCUGGUGAAGAUUCUGCUCGGUUACUGA